Chinchilla lanigera (long-tailed chinchilla) is the source of this 1946-nucleotide messenger RNA. RefSeq names its product inhibin, beta C (gene Inhbc). Bases 397 to 1455 code for a protein of 352 amino acids. The record is from RefSeq and is a predicted model, not a curated record. The transcript has 2 exons. Lineage: Eukaryota; Metazoa; Chordata; Mammalia; Rodentia; Chinchillidae. Gene Ontology annotation, biological process: SMAD protein signal transduction; BMP signaling pathway. Gene Ontology annotation, cellular component: extracellular region. Gene Ontology annotation, molecular function: cytokine activity; hormone activity; growth factor activity.
CUGUUUACUCCCCUCCCCACCCCCUGCCAGGCUCUCCAGCUAUGCCAGCAAUCUAAGGGGGAAUUUCAUCUCUAACCUUUGUCCCCAGGUCUGGCAGCUCACAUGGGUAAUAGCUAUCUCCCCACAUUGGCCCAGGGACAUCUCUCUUCCCAAACAAACCAAUCUCUCCUCACAUCCCCCACUCUGUAUUUUCACUGCCUGCAUGAGCAGAUUCUGCCAAAUUCUACCUGUAGUUGGCUUUAUUUUUCAAAUCAGAUGUUUGGCUGCUCUAUCGCCUGCAAAAAAGGGAGUCAUGCAACCAGGACAACACUCUUCCCAGAGCCCCUGAUGGCCGGGACAGAGUGGGGACUGCACUGUUGAGACCUGGAGUUGUGUUGUUCAAGGGGGGUUCAAGAAAUGAUCUCCUCAUUGCUCCCAGCCUUGGUAUUCCUGACUCCGGCCAUAGUGGCCGCUCUGAGACCCGGCAGUCAGUGUCCAGCAUGUGGGGGGCCUGCCGUGGACCUGGAGAGCCACCGGGAGCUGCUUCUUGAUCUGGCCAAGAGAAGCAUCCUGGACAAGCUGAACCUCAGCCAGCGCCCGACCCUGAGCCGGCCCGUGUCCAGAGCGGCCCUGAGGACGGCACUGCAGCGCCUCUGUGGACCUCCACAGCGGGCACUCCUGGAGGACGACAGGAAACAAGAAUAUGAGAUCAUCAGCUUUGCUGAGACAGGCUUCUCCUACACCAACCAGACUCGUCUUGAUUUCCACUUUUCCUCGGAUGGGACUGCUGGGGGCGUGGACAUCCGGCAGGCCAGCGUCAUGUUCUUCGUGCAGCUCCCUCCCAACAGCACCUGGAGUAUAAAAGUCAAGGUCUUUGCACUAAGCCCACACGACACCAACGUCACCGUAGCCAGUCGGCACCUGCUGGAGGUGAAUGCCAGCGGCUGGCAGCAGCUCAUCCUAGGGCCUGAAGCUCAGGCUGCCUGCAGCCAGGGGCACCUUACCCUGGAGCUGGUACCUGAAGGCCAGGGAGCCCGGAGCUCAGUCACCAUGGGUGACACUGCCCAUAGGCCUUUUGUGGCGGCUCGAGUGCGAGCUGGGGGCAAGCACCGGGUUCGCCGACAAGGCAUCGACUGCCAGGGAGGGUCCAGGAUGUGCUGCCGACAAGAGUUCUUUGUAGACUUCCGCGAGAUUGGCUGGCACGACUGGAUCAUCCAGCCCGAAGGCUACGCCAUGAACUUCUGCACAGGGCAGUGCCCACUGCACGUGGCAGGCAUGCCUGGCAUCGCCGCAUCCUUUCACACCGCAGUCCUCAAUCUUCUCAAAGCCAACACAGCUGCGGGGACUGCUGGAGGGGGCUCCUGCUGCGUGCCCACAGCCCAGCGACCCCUGUCUCUGCUCUACUACGACAGGGACAGCAAUAUUGUCAAGACUGACAUACCCGACAUGGUGGUAGAAGCCUGUGGGUGCAGUUAAUCUGCGUGUGACGGCGGCACCCCCAGGCGGGAUGGGCAAGUAUGCCAUCACAGAGGUACCCUUUCUCAAGAGGAGGGAGCGACCCCGCUCCUGCCUCUGUGCAUAAUGUAGAAGGUCUCUCCCUGAGCAACCUCCGAAAUUGAGGAGCUCUAGUUAAGGAGUCAUGGUACUGUCUUCACGACCACCAACCUCUGUCCUAGGGCACCGUCCGUGCACCACACCCUUCACGCUCAAACCCACUUCCGGGACUGAUCCACCUUAGCCAUGGGCCAUGCCAUCUGGCUCCCAGGCAGUGCCACCUGGUUCCCGGGCAGUGGCACGCUCAACUCACCCUUAAUCAACCCUACUACCUACCGCGUCUCCCUCCCCUUCUACUUGAUGGCACCCACUCUAGGAUGAGUUGAUUUGACGCCCUCUGUGAUCUUUCUGACCCACCAGAGAAGCUCUUUCCAUGGAUUCACCCGACAUUAAAUUACUGUUCUCCAAAAUGA